AUGGAGCGGCUGUUCGCGCUGGAGCUGCUGGUGGAGGCGCUGCGGGUGGCGGAGCCGGGGCCCGCGGAGCUCCCGGGGCCCGCGGAACACCCGGCCGUGGCGCUGCGCCUCUUGGACUUCCCCACCCUCGUGCUGCGCCCCGCCGCCGCCGCGCCACCCCUGCGGCCGGGGCAGCCCUUCCCCUUCGGCCGCGGCAAGCGCUGCCUGUUCCGCUGGCGCCCGGACUCGCUUUUCGCCGCUCUCCGCCGGCGCCCGCUCCGCGCCCUGCUCCUGGCGCUGCCCGCCGGGCUCGCCCCGGGACCCCCUCGCCUCCUCGGCAGCUGCGCCGUGUCCCUGGCCCCCGCCGCCGAGCUGCUGCAGCGGCCCGGGGCGCCCUCCUCCUGCGGCCGCCGGGGCCGCUUCGUGGUGCGGGACACCGCGGGCCGCCCCAUCGGGGAGCUGGUCCUGGGCUACCGCCUCACCAUCCUGGAGGCCGGCGAGGCGAGUCCUGCCAGCCCCCGCACUGCCACACCGCCUGCCACCAGCCCUGAACCCCGCGAGCCGGCUGAGCCUCCGCGGCCGCCAGCAGCAAUGGGGCAGUGGAAGCAUGUCGAGCCGCAGAGAGCGCAGAAGGACAAGGACCAGAGCCCACCGCGCCCCAGUGCUGGGCCCUCGCUGCUGCACCCUGCUAGCCCUCGACAGCCCCACAACAGCCUGGUGCAGCUGCCGCUGCUCAGUGCCUUGCUGGCGGAGCUGUCGGUGCUCACCCGCAGCGCUGUGCCUGCUGCUGCUGUCCACCCCCAUCUCGCCUGGCUCUACCAGGCCCCAGGGAGUGGGGACGCGGCCUCACGGCCGCCCAGUGGUUCCGCUGCCCUCAGGUCUGCUGAGACACCUGUGGGGCCCGGCAGGAGCAGUGAAGUCAAGAGCCCUCAGUUCAGACAAGGCUGUCAAAAGGCCACCUCCCCAGGGUCUUCUGGGGUUGGGAGAAGCCCCAAAAAAGCUGUACCCCAGGGAGAGUCAGCCUGUGAAAGGAACUGCAAAGCUAAGGAGAACAGACCUCCCAGAAAGAAAUUGUUGUAUGGACUGACAAAUACACUGAGGCUACGGCUGCUGCAGACCAACCCGGAUAAGCUGAUAAUUCAUGAAAGGAGGGAGCAGUACAGAAAAAAGCAAAUGGGGAUGCUGAAAGAGAAAAGCCCCUUACCCAAGAGAAAGCUGGUCAGAAAUACUGAAGAAGAACAUGUGUCUUGCAGGCAUUGUAGCACGGGAGGCAGUUCAAAGCGGAAUAAUCAGUUGGAUAAAAUGGUUCAGACUUCAUUAGAAAACAGUGCUCUCUCAGAGUCUAUUUCUGUGACAGGAGAUGUGUCCCCUGGGUUGCAGAAACAGUCUAUUCCAAGUCUAUCCAGGAACGAUUCAAUUGCAAGCAAGGAAGGUCCUUACAAUAUAACUACAUCCCCCUUACCGGAGGAAACCAUGUUAAAACCUGCUCAUGAGGAAAAGCAUGCAAAAGCUCACCUCCCAGCAGCAUUCCCAUCAGAUGCUAAUGCAAAAAGAAGUUACAAUGAUGCAAUACACUUAGUCCAUCAUAAAACCGUGGAGCAUGAUGAUGUGUCUGUUGUAAGUGGUCAUAAACUAAGCCCCAGCAGGAGUGUUGAAAACAACUCUGAAUUCAUAUACUCUGAUGACUUUGUUGCUAGUCCAGAGAACACAGUUUAUUCAGAAGAUUUCACCAGUGCUGAGUGUGCAGGCAGAGACUCGAAAGUUCUUGACAGCAGUCCUGAACCUCUGUGGCUUGAAAGACCAAAGCAAGAUAGGUCAGAUACAGAGCCAGAAUCCAGCAGGUCCAGAAUUUCAAAGACAAGUCAAAGAGCUCAAAGUUCUUCAGAUCUUGUGCCAGUUCCUUCAGCUUCAUUUCCAGUCCAGUCUCUGAGGAGAAACUGUGACUUUAAAAGCAGCAUGGGAACUAGUGCUGAAUCUGCUGAUUCACUUAACCUUGGUGAGAUGGAGGCAUCAUUAUUAGAUGAAGAGGAGAAAGCCCAAGAGAUGAGUAAGGAAGACAACAGGGGUGAUCGACAUAUUAAAGAGCUAUCUACACUGAGAAGCAAACAAGUUAAACGUGGUACUGAUCUGAAUAUAGCAAAGGAGCAGAUCUCUGCAGGACAAAAGCAGUCAGGAACUCAAGUUAGCUCUUACUUGCCAUCUAAAAUAUCUGAUCUUGAACUCAAUGUCCUGGAGAACAGUAUGUCAGACAAAGAAGAUGAUUUUCUAGAAAAACUACAUGGUCCUAAUCAGUACAAAGACAUCAGUGAACUGGUAAUAAACAAGCUCCCAGGAUACACAAUGUAAUUAUAGGAUUUCACUGUCUGGAUUAAGAUACAAUAUUUAAACUUUGUAAAUCAUGUUACAUUUAGUUGCGCUAUG
Messenger RNA from Sturnus vulgaris (Common starling), 2400 nucleotides. NCBI's taxonomy places the organism in Eukaryota, Metazoa, Chordata, Aves, Passeriformes, Sturnidae. The record is from RefSeq and is a predicted model, not a curated record.